This is a messenger RNA of Microstroma glucosiphilum, 546 nucleotides long. RefSeq lists its product as hypothetical. The record is from RefSeq and is a predicted model, not a curated record. Gene Ontology annotation, cellular component: intracellular anatomical structure. The annotation marks the transcript as partial. NCBI's taxonomy places the organism in Eukaryota, Fungi, Basidiomycota, Exobasidiomycetes, Microstromatales, Microstromataceae. Gene Ontology annotation, molecular function: oxidoreductase activity, acting on NAD(P)H, oxygen as acceptor. The transcript is spliced from 2 exons.
AUCACCGUACUGCAUGCCAAUGCCCAAGUGGGUGGCUUCCCUACCUCUUCUGCCUCGGCAGGAUGGGCCAAAAUCUUGGAUGCCAACAUUCAUGGAGUGAUCAACACUGUGCAGCACUUUGUUGCUCGUAUGAAAUGCUCUCGAUCAUUCAUCGUCAUCACUGCCUCCACAGCGGCUUUCGACGCCGAUCCCAUGUGGGGCGCGGCUUACAAUGUGAGUCAAGCCGCAAUCAAAGUCUUUGCUGAACAAUUGGCACACGACUUGAAGCACGACAAGGACUGCAAAGCAAGUGCACACCGUCUUGUGCCUGGCGUCAGGCAAGGGUCAAGUGCGACCGAAGACGAAGUGUGGCAGCCUCUGGGGCGGCAAACAGCCUCGUUCACAGCCGCAUACGCCCUGAAGAAGCUCGAGUCUGGCUGCUUCUACAUUGUGUGCUCGGAUCCCGGUCCAGGUCUGAACAUCGGAGCAGGACAGUGGACCUUUGAGGACGUCUUCUCCAAUCGAGCUGCCCUUUCAAGAUGGGACGACGAGUACAAGCAGAGCUAC